Sordaria macrospora k-hell is the source of this 1725-nucleotide messenger RNA. RefSeq lists its product as uncharacterized. NCBI's taxonomy places the organism in Eukaryota, Fungi, Ascomycota, Sordariomycetes, Sordariales, Sordariaceae. The record is from RefSeq and is a predicted model, not a curated record. Gene Ontology annotation, molecular function: protein binding.
AUGGCCAACCAACGCCCAAACCAAGCCGCCAAACUUGACGACUAUUACGAUCUCGGUUCUCAUCACCGGCCCAUAUCCACUGCCAAGGUGGAAGCUCAGCUCUGGUUCGAUCGUGGCCUCAUCUGGAGCUUCGGCUUCAACCACGAAGAGUCCGUCAAGUGCUUUGAGCGCGCCGUUGCUGCUGAUCCAGAUUGCGCCAUCGCCUAUUGGGGCAUCGCAUACUCCCUAGGCCCCAACUAUAACAAGCCAUGGAGCGUGUUUGAUGAGGAGGAGCUCCAACAGACCAUCGAUCGGGCAUGGGAAGUCCUCGAGCUGGCAAGACAGAAGGCAGCUGGGCCUGGGUCAACGUGUACUCCCGCAGAACAUGCUCUCAUCGAUGCUCUUCAGUACCGAUAUCCCAAGAGAGCGGCAAAGCCAAAGAAGGGCUCAGCGUUGGACCACGGCUACGCCCAAGCCAUGGCAAAAGUCUACCGCCAGUUCUCGUCUGACCUGGACGUUGCCGCCCUCUACGCCGACGCCCUGAUGAACCUCACCCCUUGGAGGCUCUGGGAUCAGGUGACGGGGGAACCCGCCAAGGGAGCCCAGACUCUAGAGGCGAAGCGCGUUCUCGAACAGAGUUUGGCCCAGGACCCGUACCACCCAGGCCUGCUCCACCUGUACAUCCAUCUCAUGGAGAUGUCAAGCCACCCCGAGGUAGCACUCCGUCUGGCAGACAACCUGCGCGGUCUUGUCCCGGAUGCCGGCCAUCUCAACCAUAUGCCCACCCAUCUUGAUGUGAUCUGUGGGGACUACAGACGGGCGAUAUCAUCCAACUCGCAGGCCAUUGUAUCUGACGAGAAGUGGGUGAGGAAAGAAGGCCGUGAUGGAGCUCUCAACUUUUACGCUCUUUACCGAUGCCACAACUACCACUUCCGCAUCUACGCCGCCAUGUUUGCCGGCCAGUACAAGGUGGCACUGGAAACCGCCUCGCAACUGGAGGCGGCACUCCCCGAAAGUUUGCUAAGGGUCAAGUCGCCCCCCAUGGCCGACUGGCUCGAAGGCUUCUUGGCCAUGCGCGUGCAUGUUCUAGUCCGAUUCGGGAGAUGGCAGGACAUUGUCGCCCUGGUCCCGCCACAAGACGCAGAGCUCUACUGCACCACCGCUGCCAUGAUCCAUUACGCCAAGGGUGUAGCGCUUGCCAAUACGAACCGCCUCGAAGAAGCCGAACGCCAUCGGGAGCUGUUCUCGGAAGCCGUCAAGAGAGUUCCGCCUUCAAGGACUGUAUUCAACAACACUUGUCGGGAUAUUCUGGCUGUCGCUGCUGCCAUGUUGGAUGGUGAGCUGGAAUUCCGCAAAGGCAAUGUCGAGCUGGGAUAUGAGCGCUUGAGAGAUGCCAUCAAGUUGGAUGAUAACCUACCGUAUGAUGAGCCAUGGGGUUGGAUGCAACCGACCAGGCAUGCUUAUGGCGCUCUCCUUUUGGAGCAAGGACGAGUGGAAGAGGCCGCGGCGGUGUAUCGCGCUGAUCUUGGACUGGAUGAUACCCUUCCGAGGUCACUUCAACAUCGAAAUAAUGUUUGGGCGUUGCAUGGGUAUCAUGAGUGUUUGGUCAGGUUGGGGAGAAAGGAUGAAGCACGACUGCUGCAGAAUCAGUUGGAGUUGGCUGUUGCUUAUGCGGAUGUUCCCAUUCGGUCAUCCUGUUUCCUGUCGAAGUCGUCUUUAGUGUCGAAGGUCAUGAAAGAUGUUUAG